CAAAUAAAGCUGCCAUUACCAGCAAAAUUAAUUUGCAGCGAAGACGUUUAAGGAGCUAAAGAAAAAAAAAACUUAAGAAAAAUGUUGGUGGCAUGGGCUAAAAUGGCUACAGCGUGUGCAAGGUUUGGCCUAAAGAUUAGUCAGGCAAAUGGUGGUCCGGGUGGAAGAUUCUUGGGUAAUUUUGGGCAGUUUCCCAACCACGCCCGCUCCUUGCACGCAUCCUUGGCCCUGUGGGAUGAUAAGGACAAAGACAAGUCGAGCGAUGAAUGCGAGCCCGAGCCGAAGGACGAAUGCAAGACGGACACCGAGCUGGUCAAGCAGAAGGAUGAAUGUGAGGACGACGAGUCGGGCGACAAAGGAAAGGGGAAAGAACUGGAGAGUAAGGGUCGCAAGGGUAUUAUCCACGCCGUCAUUGGUCCCGUCAUCGAUGUGUACUUCGAGGAGGAAGUGCCGGAGGUGCUUAAUGCCCUCAAGGUGCUGGACUCACCCAUUGAUAACCUGGUGCUGGAGGUUUUCCACCAUCUGGGCAACAACAUCGUACGUUGUGUGGCCAUGGACUCCACGGAGGGUCUCCGACGUGGUCAGAGGGUUGUCGACACUGGUUACCCCAUCCGUGUGGCGGUGGGCAAGUCUGUCCUGGGACGCAUCCUGAACGUGGUGGGCGAUCCUAUCGACGAUCGCGGUGAAAUCAAGUCGGAAUACUACUCCUUUAUCCACAACGAAGCUCCGGAGCUCACUGAUCUGAGCGUGAAGCCUGAGAUCCUGGUCACAGGUAUCAAGGUGAUUGAUCUGCUUGCUCCUUAUGUCAAGGGCGGCAAGAUUGGUCUGUUUGGUGGCGCCGGAGUGGGCAAGACGGUGCUCAUCAUGGAGCUGAUCAACAACAUAGCCAAAUCCCAUGGCGGUUACUCCGUGUUUGUGGGUGCAGGAGAGCGCACCCGUGAGGGAAAUGAUCUGUACCACGAAAUGAUUGAGUCAAAGGUUAUAUCCUUGGAGGAUGAUAGCUCGAAGGUGGUGCUGGUCUUUGGCCAGAUGAACGAGCCACCAGGCGCUCGUUCCCGCGUGGUCCUUACCGGAUUGACCAUCGCUGAGUAUUUCCGCGACGUUGACGGGCAGGAUGUGCUGCUCUUUAUAGAUAACAUUUUCCGAUUCACCCAGGCGGGAUCGGAGGUGUCGGCCUUACUUGGACGCAUUCCCUCGGCGGUGGGCUAUCAGCCGACUUUGGGAACUGACAUGGGCACCAUGCAGGAGCGGAUCACCAGCACCCGCAAUGGUUCCAUCACUUCCGUUCAGGCUGUCUACGUGCCCGCCGAUGAUCUCAGUGAUCCUGCUCCGGCGGCUACCUUUUCGCAUUUGGAUGCCACCACCGUGCUGUCCCGUCCCAUUGCCGAAUUGGGUAUUUAUCCCGCUGUGGACCCAUUGGACUCUUCGUCCCGAAUCCUGGAUCCCGAUGUUGUGGGCGAAGAGCACUACAACGUGGCCCGAGCUGUUCAGAAGACCCUGCAGGCCUAUAAGUCGCUGCAGGACAUCAUCGCCAUCCUGGGAAUGGAUGAGCUGUCCGAGGAUGAUAAGCUGACCGUGGCCAGGGCUCGCAAGAUGCAGCGCUUUCUCUCGCAGCCAUUCCAAGUGGCCGAAAUCUUCACUGGACAUCCGGGGAAGCUGGUACCCGUAGAGAAGUGCGUUGAUGGCUUUAAGCGGCUUCUAAAUGGAGAGUACGAUGACAUCCCGGAGAUCGCCUUUUACAUGGUCGGCGAUGCAGAAGAGGUGCUGGCCAAGGCCACCCAACUGGCCGCCAGCAUGUCUGGUGAUGAACCGCCGCCGAAGGCCAAGGAGGGUGAGGCCAAGAAGGACGAUAAGGACAAGAAGGACGAUAAGGACAAGAAGGAGGCCAAGCCAGAAGAGGGCAAGAAGGAGGCCAAGCCAGAAAAGGGCAAGAAGGAGGAACCUCCGAAAGGAGAGGCUAAAAAGGAGGCUAAGGAUGACAAGCCAAAAGAUCCGGAAAAGAAAAAUAAGUGAAUUUGAAGACGCCGUUUUACCGAAAAUGGGAUUUAUUAGUAAACUUCUAAGAUUUAGUUUACUAAUUAUUUUUAAGAAUGUUAGGAUUUGUAAUUUUACAAAUACAAAUAAUAAUUUACUCAUAAACAAAUCAUAUUAAAAUUUAA
Messenger RNA from Drosophila rhopaloa, 2159 nucleotides. RefSeq names its product ATP synthase subunit beta, mitochondrial (gene ATPsynbetaL). The transcript is spliced from 3 exons. Gene Ontology annotation, biological process: proton motive force-driven mitochondrial ATP synthesis; proton transmembrane transport. Gene Ontology annotation, molecular function: ATP binding; ATP hydrolysis activity; proton-transporting ATP synthase activity, rotational mechanism. The coding region runs from base 82 to 2013 and encodes 643 amino acids. Lineage: Eukaryota; Metazoa; Arthropoda; Insecta; Diptera; Drosophilidae. The record is from RefSeq and is a predicted model, not a curated record.